Cornus florida is the source of this 654-nucleotide messenger RNA. RefSeq names its product histone H4. Gene Ontology annotation, biological process: nucleosome assembly. Lineage: Eukaryota; Viridiplantae; Streptophyta; Magnoliopsida; Cornales; Cornaceae. Gene Ontology annotation, cellular component: nucleosome. The transcript has 2 exons. Gene Ontology annotation, molecular function: structural constituent of chromatin; DNA binding; protein heterodimerization activity. The record is from RefSeq and is a predicted model, not a curated record. Bases 111 to 422 code for a protein of 103 amino acids.
UACCAACUCAUCUGCACAAGCAAUCUCUCUGGUUCGAAGCUCAAUCCCGCGUUCGCAUUCGAGAGAAGGGAACAGUUUCAGAGAUUUUUUUGUGCGUUGUUUGAUUGAAAAUGUCGGGCCGCGGAAAGGGAGGCAAGGGAUUGGGAAAGGGAGGAGCGAAGCGUCACCGGAAGGUGCUUCGCGACAACAUUCAGGGCAUCACGAAGCCGGCGAUUCGUCGGCUGGCCAGAAGAGGUGGCGUCAAGCGUAUCAGUGGCCUCAUCUACGAGGAGACCCGUGGUGUCCUCAAGAUAUUCCUCGAGAACGUGAUCAGAGACGCCGUGACCUACACCGAGCACGCUCGGCGCAAGACCGUCACCGCCAUGGACGUCGUUUAUGCUCUCAAGAGGCAGGGCCGAACUCUUUACGGCUUCGGUGGUUAGGCCUUUUUUACGCAGAAAUGUCGCGCGCCGAAGAUGGAUUAGAUAUCGUUUAGAAAAUUAGGGUUUUCGACUUGUCGUUUUGCUAUAAAAGUAGGGUUUUCAUUUCUGUUUUGUAAUUAGUAGGUUUUGUUUUUUUUGGGUCUAUGGUUACCCUUUUGUUAUUUUGAACUAAUCUCUUCGGUGUCAAUGUAGUGGCCAAACUUUAUGAAUGAAUUGUUCCUUUCUAUUCAAA